Messenger RNA from Meloidogyne enterolobii, 778 nucleotides. NCBI's taxonomy places the organism in Eukaryota, Metazoa, Nematoda, Chromadorea, Rhabditida, Meloidogynidae. The record is from the annotation of a GenBank genome assembly.
UGGAAUGACUAAAAUCCAAGGACAUUCGUUAGAUACACAAUCUCCCUCACGAAUUAAUCAGUUUUCGCAGCCUCUCACUUUGGAUACAUCAGAACCAACAACUCAAGAACAUUUAGAAAAUUAUACCCAAAACGAAUUGAGACACGAAGAAGCUCAAGAAAUUCCUCUAGAUUUUAGGUACUCAAUAAAAAUUUUCAAAUAUUUCAAUUUUUUCACAUUUAGCGUUAUAAAGCAUGGAAUCAAAAAACAUUUGACUAAAAAUAAAACAAAAUCGGUUAUUUGUACUUCAUUAACAAAUGAAGGAGAAGAAAUCUCAACAUGUUACAAACACAAGGCAUGUGAACAGCCGCUUCCUUUAACUACUACAAUUCCUGAAAGCAUUCCUCCACCUACAGAAUUGCCUCACCCCUCACUUGUCUUUCCUGAGAGAAAAACUGUUUUGGAAAUUACUGGACCUCCUCUUCCUUCCUCUUCAACAAAUUCCCAACAAACUUCAUUCCCUUCAUUUUCUUCUCAACAACUUUGCUGCCAACAUGGUAAACACCAACAACAACAAACGAAUACAAAUUCCUCUUCUUCUAUUUUCCGUCCUCUCGCAAAUUUUUUACUUUCAAAAUCAGAACAAAAACAUCACUAUUUAACUGGAUUGCUUAAUCCUAUUGAACCCCAAUUAAAUUCAAAAGUAUCCGAAGAAAAUGGAAAAGUAGAUGAACAAGUACAACAACCCUCCUCUUCAAAACAAAUUAAUUCUGCCAGCAAAGGCAUCUUUUUAAACUAA